CAAUCAGAGAAAAGGUAAACAAAAAUCUCUUUCAGACACAGUUUCUCUUUCUCUCUCUCUCUCUCUCUGAAUCGUUUUGUUUCCAAAAUGAAAGAAAUGGAAGCUGCGAUGGGACUGAUGCGGAGGAUUCCGCCGAAACACACAGAAACAGCUCUCUCUGCGCUUCUCAGUCUUAUGCCUAACCACUCUUCCGAUCUCCUCUCUCAAGUCGAUCAACCCCUUCAGGUUUUGUGUGAUGUGGACUGUGGGAAGGAGUUCAUAUUGUGUGAAUAUAACAGAGAUGCUGAUUCUUACAGAUCACCUUGGUCAAAUAAAUACCAUCCACCAUUAGAAGAUGGGUCGGUUCCUUCUUCAAAGAUGAGGAAGCUUGAAUCUGAAGCAAAUGAAAUAUUUGCUAUAUAUCGUGACCAGUAUUAUGAAGGUGGCAGUUCAUCAGUUUAUAUGUGGGAAGAUGAAAAUGAAGGUUUCGUAGCUUGCUUUUUGAUAAAGAAAGAUGGCUCAAAGACAGGGCAAGGUCGACGGGGAUAUCUAGAGGAAGGAGCAUGGGAUGCCAUACAUGUUAUAGAGGUGGGACCAGAGGAAGAAGAAAACACCAGUUAUCGGUUAACCAGUACAGUUAUGUUGACUUUGACUACAAAUAAUGAAGCAUCGGGAACCUUCAGUUUGUCUGGAUCAAUUAGACGUCAGAUGAAUAUGAAGCUAUCGUUUGCUGAUGGACAUCUUUGUAACAUGGGAAGGAUGAUUGAAGAAAUGGAGGGUAAGCUGAGGAACUCACUUGAUCAGGUAUACUUUGGGAAGACAAGAGAAAUGGUUUGCACACUAAGACCACCGUCUGAAGUGGCGCAGAUGAGAAUGCCCGAGAGCUGAUCGCAUUACACCAUGUGGCGGAGACAAAUUUUACUCUGUUUUCUUCUUAUGUUUUAGCAUAUUGGCUGGCUGGUAAUUUGUGUUACAGUAUUUGAAGUAGGCAGAUUCAUAUGGAUUGAUUGGUGCGGAUGAUCUUUGUUUUACUGAGGUAGUUCUGCUUGUUUGAAUGUAAACUGUUGUGUUCUGUAGUGGAUAGCAAUAUAGCACCAUGUUUGUUGUUUUCUUGUUGAUAUUGAAUGAUGAUUCAACCUUGUAACUUGGAAUGAAUGCCUGAACCUAAGCCUCAUUUACUUUGCCAAAACAUUA
Messenger RNA from Trifolium pratense (red clover), 1173 nucleotides. RefSeq names its product probable F-actin-capping protein subunit beta. Bases 88 to 867 code for a protein of 259 amino acids. Gene Ontology annotation, molecular function: actin filament binding. Gene Ontology annotation, biological process: cell morphogenesis; actin cytoskeleton organization; barbed-end actin filament capping. Gene Ontology annotation, cellular component: F-actin capping protein complex; cytoplasm. The transcript is spliced from 8 exons. Lineage: Eukaryota; Viridiplantae; Streptophyta; Magnoliopsida; Fabales; Fabaceae. The record is from RefSeq and is a predicted model, not a curated record.